Messenger RNA from Rubroshorea leprosula, 1943 nucleotides. NCBI's taxonomy places the organism in Eukaryota, Viridiplantae, Streptophyta, Magnoliopsida, Malvales, Dipterocarpaceae. The record is from the annotation of a GenBank genome assembly.
AGAAUUCUGGGACUUAAUAGUAGCAGUUGUUAGUUUCCACUUUGUUUUUCAGUAAGUUAGUGAUAGGCGAAAGGCUUCUCUACCUAGAGCCUUUCUUUUGUUUCUUUUUUGUAUCGAAGUAGUAGUUGCCCCUUUUUUAUUUCUUAGUCUAAAGUUCACAAGCUAUAACUUCCUUUAUAGCAUUCAGUCAUAUAUUGUGAUCGCUGUUUUAUCAUGUAUCUUUGGUAUUUUAUUUUUAGUUCCUACGGAUACUUUUUAGUAAAAUGGGAAUUUUUUUUUUGUGAGAAGUAGAUUUUGUAGUCCACCAUGUUCCUGUUGUACGAAGCUUCAAAGUUAAUUAAACAUUUAAAGUCUCUACUGCAACAAAUUUCAACAACUUAGCUUCAACUUUCGUUUUCUAUGGAGUUUGGGUAUUGCAGAACUGUUAAUUAAGGCUGAAUUUCUUAUGAAUAUAUUCUUAUGUUGUCAUUUUGAGAUUUUUGAUACAGUUGUUCUCCUGUAAUUCAAAUGCCUGGCACAAUGCAGAAUUAAUGGAAAUCACAAAAAGUCAGCCUGCAUUUUCUCGUGUUUGGUCUUGCAAAUGUUAGCUAUGAGAAAUGGACUGAGUUUAUAUUCCAUGUGCUCGCCGGGAAUACUUCAGCCAAUACAACUGCCUCCAACAGGAUUGGGCUAUGAAGAGGGAAGUGGAUUCUUCACUACCAAUGCAGGGACAGCAGGCUCAUUCUCUGCAAGCACAAGUGCCCGUAAUGUUUCCAACCAAUCCACCAUCUCAAUUCAGCCAAUUGUUGCUCCUUCAAUUGCAAAUAUUGCUAAUUUGGAAUCUUCAUUUGACUUUGAAGCAUCAGCCUACGCUGACUAUGGAUCCUUCAGCCGCCCUGUAUCUUCCAAGGAAAUCUUUAAGGAGGGAACAUCACAACUUCAAUUAGAAACGAAUCACGUCGGGAACAACCCUUCAUCCAGCGUGUCAUAGCCAGGCAAUCGUCCUCCCUUUGUUCAAAUAAAAGUCACCACUGCAAAUCAUACUGAAAGUGAGAUAUUUUUUAUACUUGUUCAGGUUAUUUUCUGUUGAGUUGUGACAAGUUGACACAUUAUGACAUUGAAGCUGUUGAUAUCCCUAAUUUUAUAAAGAAUCCCUUUUCAAUUCUGAGUGUGUUUAUAACUUUAUAUAUAUGUUGAAUGGAUGAUCUAUUUUUGGUGGAAAUUACAUGUUAGCCUUUUUAUUCUUUCAACUGUGGAUUAGCCUUGUAAAAUCCAAACCUUGGCGUGGAGUGAUUCCCUAUCAAAAUUCUUGUAAAUUAAAUCCUUUUAGUCCUCUGCUAUUUUCAGUUACAGCAAGUAAUUUUUCUUCCAAGUUACCUUGAAGACUUUGAGUGGACAAAGAAUGUUUGUCUACAUGCUGAAGCAGUCGGUGCAUUAGUGUUCCUUGUCCUUGAAUUUCUAUCUAACCCAAUCUAUAUCUAUCUUCCGUAUUAAAUAACCAAUUUUUUUGUAUAGCCAAUUUUUUUUUUUUUUUUUUAAUAAAGGUGGGGUUAUGUGGAACAGGCAGCCAAUGGAAUUUCUGAUCUAAGUUCAGACGCACACGCACUGUCGGUGGAGGACAUGUUUAAGCUCACUGCUGGAGAGAUAGAGCUUUGGCUUCUUAAUUACCUCUACUUGCAGAAAACAUUUUUGUGAGAACAUGGCACUUGGAACUAUUUGCAGAUCAGGAAAAUACUGCUUUUCUCUGCAGGAGCUGAAAAAAUGGAAAAUUACACUGUUUUUAGAAAGGCAUGCCAUUUUGGUCUACAAUAUUUAGACCUUAAAAGUAUGAAAGUUUUCUGUAUAUAGAAAGAGUUUAUAGAGAUGAAAAAAAAAAAAAAAGUUUGAAGCUUGGCCUUCAAGAUAUUUUUAUACUUUUCUUUUUAAUUGAUGUGAUGAGAUGAUAUUAAAGAGUGUAGGGUUGG